Molecule: messenger RNA, 1536 nt
Organism: Orbicella faveolata
Lineage: Eukaryota; Metazoa; Cnidaria; Anthozoa; Scleractinia; Merulinidae
Product: coiled-coil domain-containing protein 1-like
Source: RefSeq, a predicted model, not a curated record
AUGCCCUCGCGGUCAAGGGUGAAAGAUGAUACCGGGGUCACGUGGUCUGGAUACGAACUUGGAUGCGGUGUAGUCAAAACUCGUGAAUCUUCUGCGGAUUUGUUGAUUAUUGUCGUUGGUGAGGAUGAUGGCAACGAUGAAAUCGAUAAUGGCGUAGCAGAUAAUGAUAAUGACAGUGACGAGGACAUUAAUGAUGUUGAUGACAACGAGAUUGGCGAUGUUAAAGUUGCUGUUGAUGGCGGCGAUAAUUUUGAUAAUGACCUUGCGACCAACAUGGGCGAUGAUGGCAAUAAUGAUGAGGUUGACGAUGAUAAUGAUGCAAGCAAUGAUAUUGAAUAUGUUGCGACUGUUGGUGAUGAUUUUGUGGUCCUUGUUGAUGGCGAUGACGUUGUGAUUGCUGAUGAUGACGAUGUUCUAACCGUUGUUGAUGGUGAUGAUGUUGUGAUCGAUGACAAUGACGACGAUUUUAAGAUUGUUGAUAAUGAAAAUGUUAUGAUUGUUUGUGGUGAUGAUGUUAUGAUUGUUGGUGAUAACGAUGAUACUGUGAUUGUUGAUAAUGAAGAUGUUUUGAUUGUUGGCGGUGUUGAAAUUGGUGACGGUGGCGAUGAUGUAAUUUUUGAUGAUGACCAUGAUGUUGCGAUUGUUGUUGAUGGUGAUGCUGUUAUAAUUGUUGAUGGUGACAUGGAUGUUGUGAUAGUUGUUGAUGGUGUCAUGAUUGUUGUUGUUGUUGUUGAUGAUAAUGACGAUGUUGUGAUUGUUGAUAAUGAAGAUGUUGUGAUUGUUUGUGGUGUUGAUGGUGACGAUGAUGUUGUGAUUGAUGAUGAUGGUGAUGUUGAUGGUCUUGUGAUUGCUGUUGAUGGUGAUGGUGUUGUUAUUGUUGAUAAUGAAGAUGUUGUGAUUGCUGUUGAUGGUGUUGUGAUUGUUGAUAAUGGUGAUGAUGUUGGGACUGUUGUUGAUAAUGAAGAUAUUGUAAUUUCUGUUGACGGUGUUGUGAUUGUUGAUAAUGGUGACGAUGCUGUGAUUGUCGAUAAUGGUGAUGAUGUAUUGAUUGUUGAUGAUAAUGAUGAUGUAUUGAUUGUUGAUGAUAAUGAUGGUGUUGUGAUUGUUGAUAAUGAAGAUGUUGUGAUUUCUGUUGACGGUGUUGUGAUUGCUAAUAAUCGUGACGAUGUUGUGAUUGUUGAUGAUAAGGAUGAUAUUGUUAUUGUUGAUAAUGAAAAUGUUGUGAUUGCUGUUGAUGGUGUUAUGAUUGUUGAUAGUGGUGAUGAUGUUGAGAUUGUUGAUAACGAUGAUGUUGUGACUGCUGUUGAUGGUGUUGUGAUUGUUGAUAAUGGUGAUGAUGUUGUGAUUGUUAAUAAGAAUGACGAUGUUGAGAUUGUUGAUAAUGAUGAUGUUGUGAUUGUGAUUGCUGUUGAUGAUGUUGAGAUUGUUGAUAAUGAAGAUGUUGUGAUUGUUUGUGGUGUUGAUGGUGACGAUGAUGUUGUGAUUGAUGAUGAUGGUGAUGUUGAUGGUCUUGUGAUUGUUGUUGAUGAUUGUUGA